Aspergillus wentii DTO 134E9 is the source of this 1184-nucleotide messenger RNA. RefSeq lists its product as uncharacterized. Gene Ontology annotation, biological process: positive regulation of transcription by RNA polymerase II. Gene Ontology annotation, cellular component: nucleus. Lineage: Eukaryota; Fungi; Ascomycota; Eurotiomycetes; Eurotiales; Aspergillaceae. Bases 36 to 1184 code for a protein of 382 amino acids. The transcript is spliced from 4 exons. Gene Ontology annotation, molecular function: DNA-binding transcription factor activity; transcription cis-regulatory region binding. The record is from RefSeq and is a predicted model, not a curated record.
CUCAGUUGGCGGGUGCUUUGGAGCUUUCAGAUGUUAUGACAAACGAGCACGAUGGGCUUCUCGAGAUGUACGAUUCGGAAUUUUGCGUGCUGCCCUUGACAUCAGACACAACAAUCAACCCCUUUCGAUGUCAACGGCAAACAUCGCAAGGAUCACGACUGCUUUUCCACUCCAUUCUCGCCCUGUGCUGCCAGCAUCUAGACCGGCUCACAGGGAGCUGGUCAUCUGAAGCAUCCAAGCAUCGGACCACAGCUUCCCAGCUUCUCGAGGUCGCAUUACAAGGUGGACAGGCUAGAAAUGGAGUUCAUCUCUUAGAGCCUAUCCUGAUCAUGUUUACUCUCGAUUGUACGUUAUCUGCAGCUGGGAAAUGGACAAGCCAUCUCGCCCAUGCACAUUCAAUUCUUCAAGCGUGCGGUGGUCCGAGUGCACUGAAGAAUGCCCGUGUUCGUGCUCAAGUGGGCAUGUUACUCUGGUGGGAUGCAACACUGGCAUUGGUAUCCCGACAAGGACCGAUCAUCGACCAGGCGUAUCUCAAGUUCCUCGUGAAGUGGGAAGAGCAAGAUGAAUGGUCAUUCUUCGACCUCACCGGCUGUCCCGGAGAGUUGCUAGUUCAUCUCUUCCAUCUGGCAGAGCUAGCGAAGCAAAAGGAGAUGUCCUGUACAAUGGAAUGGCUAACGUUCAACAUGACGCCCAUCAUAGCAAUCGAGCAGAAAAUCAUGAACUGGACAAACAACCACGUACUUCCAUCCAACGACACAGAUACGGACUCAGAAGAGACAUUCCAUGCCCACCAAGACCGGCAUCACUGCGCCGAAGCAUGGCGAUACACACUACUCAUCUACAUUGAGCGGGUCUUCAAAUGGGAGCGACAGCAACACCGCCCCCGGUGCAUGCCUCGCCUUGUCCGAAUGACGCUGGACCAUGUCCGGUCCUGUCGACGGACAUCGCAAACACAGAAGCAGCUUCUCCUGCCUGUGUUUCUGGCUGGUAGUGAGACUGCCGAUAAGGAUAUGCAGGGAUUCGUCAAAGACUACUGUAGAUACUGGGGAGAGAAGAUCCGGUAUAACAUGUUUAAUUCUGUUCCAACGUUGCUAGAUGAGAUCUGGGCAGAUUCGUCGUGGUGGGGAGAUGUCAUUGAUAGAAAGACCAAGGCAUCAGGGCAGUUGCAGUAUUUAUUUGGAUAG